Messenger RNA from Bradysia coprophila, 6808 nucleotides. It is a transcript of the gene ocm, whose product is annotated as over compensating males. Gene Ontology annotation, cellular component: cortical microtubule. Gene Ontology annotation, biological process: cortical microtubule organization. NCBI's taxonomy places the organism in Eukaryota, Metazoa, Arthropoda, Insecta, Diptera, Sciaridae. The record is from RefSeq and is a predicted model, not a curated record.
CCUCGUGUAUACAAUUUCAUACUAAAUGCGAAAAGAGUCGCGGAAGUAUCGCUGUCACGAGAGUCUUUGAAUAGAAUUGAAUUUAAGUUAAGUUCGCUACAAGAAAACUAAUCAAAGGUCUUCAAAAUUGAUAUUUAACGGCAACAUAAGUUCUUGGAACAAAAACGUGCAAAACAUACCGAUAGAUAUAUCGCAACAUCGAUUCUAACAUUUCACAUUUGAGCAGUCGAGAUCCCAAUCAAUAGAUAGUCUCAAUAAUGCGAAUAACCAGAAAGCAGAUGAAAAAUUUCGUAGCAAAGCAGACCAAUCUAGCCAGAAAGUAUUCCUAUUUGAAGAAGCCACGUUACAUCCUUCAGCUGCAACUGACGUUGAAGAAGCAUCGAGUCGUUUUGCUGUUCAAUCAAUUGCGAAUAUUUGGUGUGAAGAGCAAAGACGACAAGCAACGGCAAAGACAGUGUUCGAAGCGAUUCCAAAAGAAGUGCCAUGUACGAAACAAAUCGAAAACCGGUGAUGGGAACAGUUCCCAGGCACCGAAACCAAAAUCUAAAGCUCAAAUCAAUAAAGCAACCGAUGGUGGAGAGAAAAUUGAUGCGCCGAGCGAAGCUGUUGGUUCGUCAGCGACUGCUACUCAAUCCGAAACAAUUGAGGCGAAAAAUUCCACAGAUAACAUGAGAGUGUUCGGCACGCCCGAACGAGAUGAGGCCAAAUGUGUUCCUGCAACGGCGGAAGAAGUUAACGAACAAAUUCGCGAACAAUUAAAAUUGUUACAGAGCGGCAGAAGAUCGUCCAUAUCUUUACUGCCGAGUAGCGGUAACACGACUCGUGGUAGUUCGGUCAUUGGAGCAAAAACACCGAGCUGUACUAGUACGCCAUCGUAUAGUCGACAUGCGUCUUACUCUUCCUUGGAGGGUGAUCCAAUUAGGUCAACCGAUGGACAUGCAGCGAAAUCAACUACUGCAGCAACAUCAGCACAGACCAUUUGCAAUCAGAAGCCAAAGUUUAUCGAUUCUUUGAUCAGCAAACUGAAAACUCAGGGAUUGAAUUUACCAACGUCAACCAACGACGAGAAUCAGUCACCGAGCACACAAUCAUCACCAGAAAAAUCGGCACCGAAUCCACCACCGCAAAAGCCGUUGAUCGAAUAUGAAUCCACCAUCGAUAAUGCCAUCGAUGACAGUCGACUAUCCGAUCAUUCAACGUCGUCUGCGGAUGGUUUUCUCGGAUUCAAAGAGGACGAAGCGCAAUUCGAACGGCCCAACAUUCCAGGAAUGCUACCGACUCCAGUGGUUCGGAAGUCCAAAGGUGUCAAAUCGGCAUUCGUCAGCGAAGAAUUGGACAAUUUUAUGAAGGAGAAUGCCCUGGACAAUAAUUCCUAUCGAACGGCACCGCUGAAAAAACGACACGAUGAAGCAAUGAUGUACGCUGAGGCUGAACCGCCGAGUUUACUCUGUCCGCAACUGCCGAGUGAUGUGGAGAAACCGCGAACGGUUGCCGAAAAACGACAACUGCUCGAACGUAAGGCCGACAUUAAGUACCUGAUGAUUGAGAACGAAUCGACGGUGUACAGAGAGUUGCGAAAACGUGCCAAAGCCGGUCCGGUGCCCAACUACACGCUCAUCAGGAAUAUUCAAAAAAUGAACAUACCAUUCACAAGGGACUGUUGGCGCGCAACGUGCUGGCUGAACACACCAAAUGGACGUUUCUACUAUCAAACCAUCCGAGACAAUGGUAAAGAUGUGAAAGUAAUGGGCGGUCGGGGAAACAACAUCGUCAAAGAACUCGUUCAACUGAAGCCGAUGAACAAGAAAAGAUUCGCCCAUCAGGGAUGCAGUAAGACGUGCAGGCUCAUCGGCAACAUCAAAAUCAACGGUCUUGACGAACUGAUUACCGAAACGACCAAUCAAAAUUCAGAGUCGUCAUUUACGGCCAAGAAACUGAAUACUCUGUCCGACGGCUAUUCGUUCCAAAAGCCAGGCCCAUUGUCACUGAAGAAACUGAAUCCAAUCAAAUCGUCUAUCGAUGUUGAAUUGGGACCCCUGGAAUUGUACAGUUUGCCAACCAUUCAGUUGGAAGUGUGGCCAAAACUGGAUCAUCCGUUGCCCGAAGCCGUUCAUCCUUACCUGAAACUCGCAUUGCCGUACGAGAACAUCACACCCGAGUGGGCCGAAUUUGCUCUAUCGACAUUAAAGCAAGCCACUCCUCCACCCAGUCGCCGCAAACGCAAACGAACCACAACAGAACCAACCGUCGAUGCUAAUCGAUCGUUUACCUUUAACAUUCCGUACAUGAACAAUCAAAGUCGAAUUUUGGUGCGGAAGCGCCGGCAAAUGGUGCCCGUCAAACUGGCCAAACUCAAUUCCAUCAACGACAAUGAGAAGGCGGAACUGAGCUUCAUGAAAGAUGUGGAUAAAAGUGAUGAAGUUGCUGUGACUGUGGCCGAUGUUCUCACCGGUAUGAUUGAUUCGGUUGCGUUGUCAUUGUGUGAAGCGUCUAUGGUCACAGACGAUCCGCAAAUCGACUAUGGCAAAGUGGAUGGACAGGUGGAGAGUGGUGAUGGUAAGACAGUCGGAAUGAAUGCGGUCGAUGGGAAGAAUAAAAAGAAUACACCGGGCGGGAAGGUUGUGAAAGAACUGAAGAAGCUGAAUGCCAAGAUCAUUCACGGAUUCGACGAUUCAUGGGUGAAGAAAGAGGAAUGCCGAAAUGCGUUUUGCCGGCUCGGUUGCAUUUGUGAUAGCCUUCGUGGCGCCCAAACCUAUUCAUAUCACUGUAAGGAGGUAGAUUGCAUGUUUCAAUGCAAAUGUCCGAGCAGUAAAGUUAACACCAGCACUUUCGAAAGUGCCGUCCACAACAGCGACAUAAAACAAUAUUGCGAUCGUAUGAACGCAUCGUUGGCCAAAGAGGAGAAAGACUUUACCGCAACGGUGGUGGUGUCCGAAGGCAAAACGAUCUACGUGCCGACGUGGGACGAAAAGAAGAAACGACUGAAGAAGGUGCCAAAACGGCUUAGCGAUUGCGUUCAAUUCGAAAGUGAUUUUGUACAUCGUGAUUUGUCCGAAACGCUGUUGACCAAAGAGGAGAAUCGGAUGCGUGCAUCGAAACCGGAAAAGGUGGAACGGGUGGACGACCAGGUGCUGACGUCGAGUAAGAAUGACAUGGUCAAAAGUAUGAUCCAUGUGAAUGUCAACGUUGAACGUCUGGAUGCGUUGGACAAUUUGGAGCCCUUGUGCAUGAUUCACGGACUGUACAAAUGUUUUUGCAAAUUUCGGGCGGUCGACGGACGUCGUUUCGAGUUCAGCAAUUCGAAAAUCGAUGUCAUUGAACAGCCGGUCUACACGAAAAAGCGACAGUACACAUUCGAGCGAAACAAAGACGAACCGGCCAACAAAUACAUGGCCGCUGCCGACGAAGACCUGGACUAUUCAACAACGUGCCGUCGUGUGCGUGUGGUCGACACCAAUCAUCAGAAAAUCAAAAAUCGGGUUCGCUUGGAGACCAUACGUCGAAAGAUCAAAACUAUCGAACGAGACCAUCCCGAACGGAAGCGACUGCUUGAGAAUCGUAUUAAGCGAUGCAUAGCCAUGCCGGAGGUUGGUCAACUGGUGACAGUACCUGAUGUCCGCGACGACAGAUCGGGAAUGUCGAAUGCGGAAGUGAAUAAAUCCAGCCAUUCAGUGGAAUCGGAUGUUAUGGAACAGUCAAGUUCGGCGGAUGUCCGGGAUUCAAUCACAAGCGAUGCCAAUGCGACCAAAUACCGUUCCAGGUUCAACAACAUUAUAUGCAAGACAAUGCAAGGAAUCAGUCAGAAAUUGAAGUCAAUGACCAGUCUACCCAGUCCGGUCAACAAAGCUUUCUAUUACAUGCAAUGGAAACAUUUCCUCUCCCACUUCAAUGCCGAUCGCAUCUACGUCUGGGAAGUGCAGCUGAAUACCAAAGAGGUCUUGCUUGUCGUUACCGAUAAGAACAUCAUGCCCAUCGUGUCAAAUGCAAUGUAUGUGAUCAAUAUAAAGGCUGUGUCGACGGAACGACUGCCUCUGCUGCCGAAAUUGAUCAAACUCGGUGUGGAAAAUGAAGAAACGGACAAACUGUCGGUCUUACUGUUUGGCAUAUCGAACUAUUGGCGAGUGCUCGGCUGCACACAUAGCAAGAAUGAUUUCAUGAACGAUCGCGUCAUUGCAGUGCCGACACCCGACGCAAAUCCAGCCCUUGCAUCAAAAAUUUCAUCCUUGUUCAACGACAUGGUUAAAUUGACGGCACAGAACCGAUCGAAGCCGUCGGCACAUCCAUCCAACAUUUGCAUUCGCAAACUGGAUACGUCUAACAUCGACAAAAUCCAGCUACCGAUUCCGGUCAACGAAAAUCAGCGCUGGUAUUUUAUGCUGUCCCUGGCCAACGAUUUUUCGCACAUCUACGUUCCCGCCUGGAAGCAAUUCAUCAGCCACAAAAAGAUUAUGUUGGCCAUUGACCACGCAAAGAAGACUCAACAGACCGUUCAAUGGGGACCGGAUAAUCUGUCGCCGCAGGUGUAUGUGUCGCACAACUCCGAUAUGAAACUGUUCUUUGGUCCUAUGGUGAAAAAUGAAACGCUGAGCCUGCAACUGCUCCAACAGCAUGAAGGCAAAAUGAUACAACGCGAAGAGUAUCAACGGAUGACCGAACAAACGACGAACGUGAACGUAACCGUCGGUACAUGGUUGUACAUGAAAGACGAUCAUAAGAUGGUCGGUGAUUUUACACCGGAUAACCCAAAGUUGCGAACGUAUCCGCCGCAAUCGAAAAACCCCGCAAUGAAACCAUCGACGUCCACGUCGCUGGGAUUUAUCCGGUUAAAACCAUCAACCGUUACCAGCAAAACCAUGAACAUCACGCUAAUGUCACCCACUUCAUCGGAAGGUUUCUCGAAUUGUACGACGUCGACGCCGGCAGCAUCAAGCUCAAGCAGUGUUCCCAGUUCGGACCUUGUUCGACAGUUAUCACUCGGACUGCGUGCCAGACCAGCCAAAGCAUUGAAUAAAUCGAAUCCGGAAACGGGCUCAAUCAAAGUUGUCGACACAAAACUGUUGAUGUCGCCACAGUUCCUUGGAGCGUCAUCAUCGACCCCGACAACAUCUACUGCACCGACUUCGACGAUUCAGUCGAAACCCAUCACACUGACCCUUACGAACAGCAUGCAAUCGAACUCCGAUUGGAAAGAUGUGUCGAAAGGUGUGCCGAUACGAGGCCGUCGAUUUACAACGUUCGUGUCGAACAACAAACCGACGUUGAAAAGGAUGCUGCAGCAGCCCAUCGGUGACAAACCAUCGCCGGUAGACAAACCUCUGACUUUGAAUGUUCAACCGGAAAUUAAUGCAAAACCAAAAUCAAUUCCGUCAAGCAUUCGAGAGCGGAGAUACACAACCAUCGUGUCGACUGGUGGCAAGCCAUUUUUAGCGAAAAAUCAGUUUCAAAGUGUCAGACCGCCGGUGAAUGUAAAGAAUUUUGAAUUGGUUCAAAAUCCGGGUAAUAAAUUGACCCUGACACCGAUUCCAGUGAAAGAGUCUUCCGGUCAAGUGCUGCUAAACAGACCGGUCAUAAUCAAAAAGAUAGAUCCUGCCCAUUCGGUGACACUACAUCGAAGCAAGUCCAUCGACCUGUUAAAUCCGCACAAACAUAGACCACUCUCACCGUCCAAUAAACAAUCAAACAUUCUGCCAGUAGCGUCCACAUCCGUUGCCGGAAGACAAUCAUCCGCUCCCAUUGUGGUCAUUAAGCCAUCAAAUUUCAAUUUAAAUUUGCCAGCCAAGGUGUCCUCUGCGUCGAUCGCCCUGGAUGGAAAAUCGUUUGUUUUGAAGAAGAGCAAUCAUCCGCCGCCCACAUUGCGAUUGGUGCCAUCGAACAUAAGAAAAUUGGCGAACAGAAAUCCGAUAAAGGUCGAAACCGAACCGACACAGUUGACUGAUUCCGAUGAUGAAUCGACGCCGAAACCACAAGCCACUUCAAUGCCAUCGGAAACCAGUCAAACCGUCAACGGUUAUUUCAUCAGUCAAGUCGAGGGUCUGGGUAAAAUCAUGGCCAAAAGGUUAUUCGCUGCCUAUUCGCUGAAUCUGCCUGGCGGAUCGAGAGUGUUCCGUACGUUCAAAUUCUGCGUCGACUAUCUCAAUAAGACCUACCUGAAGGACAAAAUUUUCGCGAUGGUGCCCGCAAAUCUGAUGAUCGAAUGGAAAUUCGUUGUUAAUGAAAGCAGUCAUGCGGCCUAUCAACCGCAUGAUGACAGUACCUUACGAAUGUCAAUGGUUCUAACCGAAACCGAACUGAUCGAUUUGAACAGUGACUUCCAUUCGAAUGAACGGUUUCCGCUGGAACUGCGCCAUCAUUUGUUGGUGUUACGGUUGGCGCACACUUGUAUGACAAAUUCCGAGGCACGCCACAAAUCCGGACUGGAUAUUGUACGAAAGAGUGAGAUUGUUAUAAACGGACUCAAAGGUGAGAAUAAGAAGCUGCACAACAAUCUGAGAGCGUUACGGAUUGAGAAGCGAUUGAACAUUCUGAAAUUGAAUGAAUUGAAGAAACGGCAUGCUGCGGAUGCAUCGAAUGGAACACCGGUGGUGGAGCAGACAAACGAAAUUAUUACCAUUGAUUCGGAAGAUGAAUGAAGCAUUGUGUUGGUCGGGAGUUUUUUUUUGAUUUUUUUUUUAUUUGUUUUGAACGAUAUUUGAACUAUCAUGUUACAGUCACGUUUCACUAUUUAUUGUUACGCUCCCCCUUUAUCAAAAGUUGUUAGAAUUAAAAAGCCGAUGGAACUUUCGCUGUGAAUAAAAAAUGAAAUUGUUUC